UGAGCUCAAGGUCGAGUUCUCAACAUCUCAACCUUGCGUCGGUGAAGAACGAACGAGUUCUGGGCUUAACCCAGAAUAUUACCACUGAACGACAGUAGACAUUAGGUAGCCUGAGGUUGUAUUCCACAGUUUUACAAUGGUUCUCCAAACGCUUACAGCGGAUACACUUUAUUAUUACCCUCAACCACAGCCUCGAAGACGACGAAAACUGAAUGCUACCCACAAAAGUUUGAUUAUUUGGCACGUCAUAGCUGCUUGUUACUACUUAUGCAGUUCUUUUUGCACGGCUGAGACGGGAAGAGGAAAUUUCGAACUAGUAGACUUAAGCCAUGUGUUUGAUAACACCACCAUUUAUUGGGUUACGGAAAAACCUCUCUUCCUGAAUGUAACAUUUAAUGGGACAGUUCCAGGCAAAGGAUACUGGUAUCAAAAAGAUGAAAUAUAUGCUGCUACACAUGGUGGAACACAUCUAGAUGCACCAUGCCAUUUUGCUGUUGGCCGUUGGUGCGUUUCAGAUAUACCAUUGAAACGAUUGGUGGUCCCUGCUGUUGUAAUAGAUAUCAGUCACCAUGUGAAAGAAGAUCCAGACGUUCAUUUGACUAAAGAUCAUCUAAUAGAGUGGGAAUCGAAACACGGGGAGAUACCUGAUGAAAGUGUGCUUUUUGUCAAGACUGGAUGGUCUCGUUUCUGGCCGGAUCCUGCUACAUAUAGUGGAACAACCGAACGCAAUGCGUCACUACUGAAAUUUCCAUCCAUAAAACCUGAAGCUGCAAAGUGGCUAAUCGAGAAUCGUAAAAUAGUUGGUUUAGGAAUCGACAGCAUGUCAAUGGAUGUGCCAAACCAAGGAGUGCAGACCCAUGUUACACUUAAUGAAAAGAACAUAUAUGGACUUGAAAAUGUAAAUAACUUAGAUGCUUUGCCACCCAAAGGAGCUACUGCUUACGUUAUGCCGAUGAAACUAAAAGCGGCAAGUGGUGCCCCAUGCAGAAUUGUGGCACAGAUUCCCCAAGAUUUGUCAAAUGGUGUAGCAACCAUGACUUGUACAUCAAACUGGAUUUCAAUCAUGGUCUUAACUUUGCUUUUCGCAUACUGGACGCAAAAUCUGUUAAGACCGUAAUUCAAAUGACGAACUUUCUUGCGCAAAGAGUUUGCAAUGUCGAACAGCAGUUGCUCAAAUUUAUCAUAUGUACAGAUUCUACAUAAACUCAUCUUCAUUGACAUAGUGCUGAAGUGUUUUAUAUUAUAUUGGUAGAAGAAUUUUGCAAUAUCUUGUUAUUGAGAACAUCAAAGAUGUACUGCUAAAUUGUCUGAUAGUUUACAAAUAAUGUUGCAGAACGUUUACAAGAUUUGUUGUAUAGAUUACUUUUAUGCUGUAAAAAGCUUCUUUUAGCACAUUUUUGAAAUUUUUUUGAUCUUGUUACAUAAAUUUUACAUUCAUGCUAUUGUA
Molecule: messenger RNA, 1447 nt
Organism: Stegodyphus dumicola
Lineage: Eukaryota; Metazoa; Arthropoda; Arachnida; Araneae; Eresidae
Molecular function (GO): arylformamidase activity
Source: RefSeq, a predicted model, not a curated record